CCCACAGCUCAGCAGGCUCUGCUGGGCACCAGGCUGUCAGCAAGAGCAUGUCCCCAGCAUGGAUGCUUGUGCUGGAGCAGCUCUUCUGUUUAGGUGGGGUUGGUCAGGAGGCAGGCUGAACUAAGCCUGAAAGAUCCUCUUAUUCUGGACAAUAGUCACAUGAGUGCAGUGGCAGCCAUCAUCCUUAGGGACAUGCCAUGGCUGGAGGUGAUGGGAUGGGGCUGGCAGGGGAAACUGGGGAGCAUCCCCUCUGCUUGCCCUAGGCAGCCCUGCCACUUGCUGCCCUUGCAUCAUCUCAUGCACAAGCUGCUGAAACCAGGGGUGGCAGUGGGGUGUCUCCUCUUGCGUCUUCUCCUUUGGCUGGGAGCUGCGAUGUGGUCCUUGUAAUUUCCUCCCUGCUCUCUGGUGUCAGCUGCUUUGCCAGGGCUUUGUGCAAUUCCUUGGCUGCCCCACGCUGCCCCUUGCUAUCACUGUCCUGCCUCCUGUUCCAUUCCCCCUGCCAGCCCUUGCCAUCGGCCUUCAGGCUGCUCUGACCACUGGCCACUGUGUGCUUUGGAGGCUGGGGGUCCUGCAGGUGAAAGGGCACAGCACAGAGUUUUGGAGGGGCAGAGUGAUGCUGCAUCUCUGCUGGCCCUCAGGGGAGAGCUCUGUGGGGUGCAGAACACCUGGUUCCUGAGCACAUGGUGGGGGGUGCUCCUCAGGGGAUCCCGCCUUGGCCAGGGCUCAGGGCUGGCAGCUGCAGUGGGCCAGUGGGGCUGCUGCAUGCCUUCUAGGGGCCUGUGGACCCCUGUGGGAGGGUGUGGGUGCUGUCACAGGGUGCAGCACUUGUUGAAGACCUGCCCAGGGCCAGAUGGCAAAUGGGGGAGAGGAUGUGGUUCUGCCUCUGCCUGCCCCCUCACAGUCCCCAGCUGGUGCUGCCCUGUGCUGACGUGUUUGGCUGUGACUGUGCUGACUUUUCCCCUAGAUGUGUCCCUGCAGGUAACCAGGAUGUCCCAGCCUUUCUCCAAGUUCCGUCCACCCACCUGGCUGGUGACAGGGCGGGAGCAGGAUGCAGAUGGGAGCAUAGGAAGGCAUUGCGUGGUGGGGGACGAAGUUUUGGGGAGAUGGCUGCCUGAGCAGGGCUGUGUUUGUGGAUCUGUGGGUAAGGGAAGGGAUAUUGGUGGGAAAGGGAGCAGGAGGGAGCUGGGAUGGAAUCUGAUGGACUGGGGAGUCUUGUGAGGUGCAUGCAGAUUCUCUCAGUGCCUGUUUGCCUGCCCCUUCCCCACAGGGUUUGAGUCAACUGCCUUGCCAGGAUGAGCUGGAGUUUCCUGACACGGCUCCUGGAGGAGAUCAACAACCACUCAACCUUUGUAGGCAAGAUCUGGCUGACUGUCCUCAUUGUCUUCCGCAUCGUGCUGACAGCCGUGGGGGGUGAGUCCAUCUACUACGACGAGCAGAGCAAGUUUGUCUGCAACACACAGCAGCCGGGCUGUGAGAACGUCUGCUACGACGCUUUUGCCCCCCUCUCCCACGUCCGCUUCUGGAUCUUCCAGAUCAUCAUGGUGGCCACGCCAUCAGUGCUCUACCUGGGCUUUGCCAUGCACCGCAUCGCUCGCAUGCCUGAGUCCUCACGGCGCCGGACACCAGCAGCCCGGCGGGCUCGCAUGCCGGUGGUGCGCCGGGGAGCUGGGCGGGACUACGAGGAGGCAGAAGAUGAUAACGAAGAAGACCCCAUGAUCUUUGAGGAGAUCGAGGUGGAGAAGGAGAAGAGUCCAGACGGUGGAGAGAAGCAUGAUGGCCGGCGCCGCAUCAAGCAGGAUGGGCUGAUGCGUGCCUAUGUCCUGCACUUGCUGUGCCGCUCACUGCUAGAAAUGGUUUUCCUCUUUGGGCAGUACCUGCUGUACCGCUUUGAGGUGAGCCCCUCCUACGUCUGCAGCCGCAGCCCCUGCCCGCACACCGUCGACUGCUUUGUCUCCCGCCCCACCGAGAAGACCAUCUUCCUCCUCAUCAUGUAUGCUGUCAGUGGGCUCUGCCUCUUCCUCAACCUCUGCGAGCUUUUGCACCUUGGUGUAGGGCGCAUCCGUGAUGCCCUGAGCCAGUCUGGUGGCCCCCCGCUCCCAUCUGGUGACAGUCCUGCACCACAGUACCCCAAGAAAGCCCCCAGCGCACCCCCCACCUACCACUCGCUGAAGAAGGAGCUGCCACAAGCCCCACUGACCAACGGCAAGCUGGACUACCAGGAGAGCCUGGCCCAGGGGCGCUUCGCUCUGGCGGGGGCUCCCCCGGCACAUGAGCUGGACCGACUGCGUGAACAUCUGCGCCUGGCCCAGGAGCACCUGGAGGUGGCCUUCCAUCUCCAGCCCCCUCCGAGGCCCCCCAGCCCUGCCCGCAGCAGCAGUCCCGAGGCCAACGGCAUUGCUGCCGAGCAGAAUCGCCUCAACCUCGCCCACGAGAAGGGGACCACUGCCUGCGACAGGACCACGGGGCUGUGAGUGCCACCAGGGAUGACGGCGGUGACUGCUGGAGCGGCUGCCGCCGCCACCAUGGGACAGGCGUCCUGCCAGGAGCACGGGGUGGAGGAUGCCAUGUGCCUGCCCAGCAGGGCAGUCUGAGCAAGCCCUGUCCUGGUGGGCAGCAGAGGGGAUGGGGGCCAUGGGGUUCAUUCCUACUUAAUUUUCAAAAAGGGAAUAUCUUAUUUUUGUACAUUUUUAUAAACUCAUCAGCGUGUGCACCCUGGCAUUUUUAUACUCCAUCCUGAUAUCCCUUCUGGGCCUGUGCUCCCCCAUCUCCCAUUUCACCCUCUUUUCCUCCUCCCACACCCAUUUUCUGCAGCAUGUUCUCCUCACACCUCCCUGUGCCCCCCAUGCUAGCUGCCACCCACUGCAGCACCGGCCAGUGCUGUGCAUGUGUGGGUGAUGCUGGUGAUUUUGGUACUGCCCCCAAGGUGUGGGGCUUUAGGGGAGCAGGCUGGGGGUCUGGCUGGCUGGGCUGAGCUGUGGGACAGAGAGCUGGGCUGGCAUUACCCUUGAAGUGGAGGGGAUGGAAGGGGUCCUGGCAGCACUGCUGCCGGAAAGGGCCAGUAUGGCCAUGCUGCACAGCAUCCUGGCACGGGGCUGUGAGCUGUGAGCUGGCCUGCUCAGAAAUGUCUGUGCAGAGGUCAGGGGCUGUCCUUCCCGCUGUCUCCGCCCUGUCCUGGCAGGUCGCCCGUGGACCAAAACUCAUCUCCUCCCACUCUGCCUGCGGGGCUGGGACCCCCCACACAGAGCCAGACCCUGGCCCCACAGUGUGGGGACAUGGUGCCCCGAGCUGGGCUCGGCCAGGAGCCAGUGGAGCAUUUCUCAUCAUCUCAGCCUGGGUCACACGGGGACUUUUGUAGCGUUGUUUUUUACUCGGAAAUGAUUGUCACUCUGUUUUUCUUCCUUUUUUUUUUUUUAAUAUCUAUAUUAGUAAAGGCUGAAGACGUUUUGUACUGAA
This is a messenger RNA of Neopelma chrysocephalum (saffron-crested tyrant-manakin), 3453 nucleotides long. RefSeq names its product gap junction gamma-1 protein-like. Gene Ontology annotation, biological process: cell communication. The coding region runs from base 1293 to 2471 and encodes 392 amino acids. NCBI's taxonomy places the organism in Eukaryota, Metazoa, Chordata, Aves, Passeriformes, Pipridae. The transcript has 2 exons. Gene Ontology annotation, cellular component: connexin complex. The record is from RefSeq and is a predicted model, not a curated record.